Messenger RNA from Penicillium vulpinum, 825 nucleotides. RefSeq lists its product as uncharacterized. Bases 1 to 825 code for a protein of 274 amino acids. The transcript is spliced from 3 exons. Lineage: Eukaryota; Fungi; Ascomycota; Eurotiomycetes; Eurotiales; Aspergillaceae. The record is from RefSeq and is a predicted model, not a curated record. Gene Ontology annotation, cellular component: outer membrane.
AUGGCAGAUCCAUACGCUUACAACUCAAACUCAACUACGCCGAGCGGGGUUGGCUACUAUCCCCCAGAGGAUCAGUCUCAGUACCCGGCAUAUGGUCAUCAGCCCUAUGGAACCCAAGAGCCGCACUAUAACCCGGGAUCAGAGCAUUACCAGCCCAGUCCAAACCCAAACCAAGCCUAUGCUCCACAGCAAAGUUCCUACCACCUCGCGCCUGAUCCAUAUGGAUCCUCUAUGGAGAGAAGCUAUACGCCGACAGGGCAGCCAGACUAUCUUGGGCCGGUGACUCCUACAGAGCACCAAAAUACGCAAGACAGAAUCCCCGAAAAUGCAGGAUACUAUAACAACCAUCCAGCCGACCAACCACGGUACGUACCCUCCACAAGUCCCCACCCACCCGGGGUGUAUGUAUCGGAGCCAGAAGAUUCGCAGCACGAUGGAAUGGGCGAGCAACGCUCCGAUACAGACACCGACGCUGACCGGGGUGUGGACCGUGGACUCGGGGGUUCGCUCGCUGGUGGCGUGGCGGGCUAUUACCUCGGUCAUAAGAAGGAACAUGGCUUGCUGGGUGCGAUUGGCGGUGCUCUCCUCGGGAACUUCCUGGAGGACAAGGUGAAGGAUCACAAGAAGCAAGACGAUGAUAGUCAAGAUGAGAAUGGGCAUGAUCACAUGGGCACUCUCACAGUAGACACUCUCACAGCGGGCACUCUCACAGCGGGCACUCUCACAGCGGGCACUCUCACAGCGGGCACUCUCACAGCGGACACUCUCAUAGUUCCCAUCGUAGCAGCCAUUCGAGGCACCACGAUGAGGAUGAAUACUGAGUAA